Molecule: messenger RNA, 387 nt
Organism: Staurois parvus
Lineage: Eukaryota; Metazoa; Chordata; Amphibia; Anura; Ranidae
Source: the annotation of a GenBank genome assembly
UCAGCUGUGUCCAAUCACAGCUGAUCACAUGUAAACAGCGAAAUGCCAGACACUGAUGAUCAGUGUGCCCUGAUGAUCAGUGUAGCCCCAGCAGUGCCACCUGUCAGUGUCCAUCAGUGCCUUAUGUCAGUGCUCAUCAGUGCCUCGUGCCAGUGCCACAUCAGUGCCACAUAUCAGUGCCUAUCAGUGCACAUCAAUGCCACAUAUCAGUGCCCAUCUGAGCUGUAUUUCAGUGUCACCCAUCAGUGCCAGUCAGUGCCACCUAUCAAUGCCAAUCAGUGCCACCUAUCAGUCCUGCCAAUCAGUGCCACCUAUCAGUGCCAGUCAGUGCUGCCAAUCAGUGUGUAUCAAUGCCGCCUAUCAGUGCCAGUCAGUGCCGCCUAACAG